Molecule: messenger RNA, 3625 nt
Organism: Anolis carolinensis (green anole)
Lineage: Eukaryota; Metazoa; Chordata; Lepidosauria; Squamata; Anolidae
Gene: catsper3
Product: cation channel sperm associated 3
Exons: 9
Coding region: 2513-3577 (354 amino acids)
Biological process (GO): transmembrane transport; sperm capacitation; sodium ion transport
Cellular component (GO): acrosomal vesicle; CatSper complex; membrane
Molecular function (GO): voltage-gated calcium channel activity
Source: RefSeq, a predicted model, not a curated record
AUACUGCUGUGUCUCAUAUGCCAUUGCACAUUGUAUGUCUUCAUGCAGCCCAUAUCACAUAUUUUGUAUUCCAAGGGUCAACGGGAGCUAUUGCUGUAUUGAGGGGUAGUGAGGGGAAAAUAGGUGACAAUCCCUGUCCUGCAUAUAUAACUAAUAUGCUUUCUACUCAUAUGUGGGUUAGUUUGGAAACCAGCCAUUACAGAUAAUUGUGCGUGAAACAGUUGUGUUGUAUUCUUAGAACCCAUAAUAGUUUAUUCACAUAAAAUAUGGGCAAAAUCUAAAUGUUAAGCUCAUGUAAAUCAAAUUGAUACCAUAUUCUUUCAGUUCUCUUGCCAGCUGAAAUUGGCUCUGCAACCUCAGACCCAGGUCUGAUUAUAACUGGAGAGUCUUGGAUCAUAGAUCCUAUUAUCUUGUGGGGUAAUGCUGCCACCAGCCUGUUUAAAGGUGGUAUAUCACUCUGGGCUACCCAAAAGCACAAUUCAGAACAAGUAAUGAAAUAGAAGUAGAUUAGGCAAAGAACAGAGAAAACAUUGGCUCACUAAACUAGAGACUAAAGACUAAAGCAGAUUUGUUGAGAAACAUCAACAAAUCUUUACAUGACAAGUUAAAAAGGAUUUUCCUUUCUCUUACUCCUGGAGCAUUCAGGUUCAUAUGAAAAGUGUUGUCGAAGGCUUUCAUGGCCGGGAUCACAGGGUUGUUGUAUGGUACCUCACAACCUCUGAGGAUGCCUGCCAUAAAUGUGGGUGAAACGUCAGGAGAGAAUACUUCUGGAACGUGGUCAUACAGCCCGGAAAACAUACAGCAACCCUCAUAUGAAAAGCCUUGUUCUUAAAGCCUCAACACUGUGCAAAGGCUGGCAAUCAUCCAUCCAUUACUUUAUUGCAAACAACAAACCAUUGGAGCAACAUGUUGAAUACAUUUUAUAACAGUGCCAGUGAGCAUUCAGAUCAGCAGUAUACAUUACAGUAAAAUCAAAUAAGUAAUUACGAAAAUACAACAUUAAAUAAAGUAGUAUCACAUAGACAAGGGUGAUCUGGUCAUCAGUAUACCUAGCUCUGUCUCUCCUUCACAACUGAUGCCAAUGAGAAUGUGGUAGGACUGAAUCAUUGCCUGAAUACAGUAAAGCCCUGGAUGUCAGUGAAUAGCCUAACGUUGGCAAGUCAGAACUGCUGCUGGUCAGUAGGAAAACCAGCCUGGAUUGGGAGAUCCUGUCCUGGAUGAAAUUUCUCUCACUCUGAAAGAUCAAGUUUAUAGCUUGGGGGUGCUCACGGAAAGCCAGUUUGUGGUGGCCAAGAGCAUCUUUGCUGGGGAAGAAUUUUUGUACAUUAGGCUUAGUCUUUUUGGGGUCAUAAACAACCGAUGAAAUGUCUUUAGCCAAUUUUCCUUUAAAACUGAUGCAUAUGUAUAUUUUAGUUUCUUUUUCCAAAUUUGUUCCCAUUCUGUAAGUUUGAUUGAACGCCCGAUAUUUCUGGCCCAUUUGAUCAUACAGUGUUUUAUUUCCUUUGUUUCCAUUGAAACUGGACCAAAUCAUUGAGAAGACAAUGGCAGGUGGCAUCAUAGGUAAUUGUGAGAAGGCAGUGAAGCUGAUAUUGGCCAAAGCACGAUGCAAGGGGCUAUAAUUUAUCCUAUUACUCCCAUAUUUCAAGAAGUUCUUAGUUGGUUUUAGCUCCAAAUAAGUCUCCCAUGGGAUCCAAAUAUAGUAAUUGUUUCAGACACAUCUGAGGAAUUACUUGCCACUGAUGAUUAAGUGAUUCUCAGUUCCAAAGGCAGUUUGUCAUUUUACAUGAGGAAGGCAGCGUUCUGAUAAUUUUAAACAUGUCCUGAGCAGACAGUGCCAAAUUUGUAGAGUUUUUAGGUAUAAAUUCUAAUACUCCAAAUUACCCUGAAGACCAUUCUUACUUCAUUAAUUUCCAAGUAGGUGUUCUUGAGAUUUCAUAAUUUGUUUUAUAUCAAAAAGUAUCACAUAAUUUUAGUGCACAUUUUUGUUCUAAAUUUAUAAUUUGAUUCUGUACAAUCAUUUCAAAUGGGUAUGAAUAUUCCUUAAAGAUGUUGCAUCUUCCAUUCUGGAGUUCUGCAUAUGACUUCACAAAGUAUAUGAGGUCACAGAAAGCAGUCCAUUCUCUCAGUUGCGCUUUCUUAUUGUAGUCUCCAGUGUGGGUUACAUGGAAAUAUACUCAAAAUGUUUCGAAACCAAGGCAGGAUGUUUGAAACUACAGUUGAAUUGCCUGAAGAACGGCGAUUAAUCGAUAAGCUUUCUUUGGAAGCCUUCAAUGCUACUUCUGAUGUUGAUGUGAAAUAUUAUGUCUUUGGAUACAGAAAUUGAGUUCCAUGGAGUCCAACCAAAAGUGGCCUUGCGUCGUAUGAUGGCCUCCGUGGGAUUUUGUUUUGGCAACACAAAACUGCAGAAGACUGCAUCUGAUGAGGUCCAUAAAGGGGGAGCCUGCGGAGAAGAGACAUUGGUCUGCAUAAAUUCAUCGAAACAUUAUUCUACCACCCACUGUUCAAGUCAAUUAUGAUCAGCACCGUCACACUAAAUGCAAUCUUUCUGGCUUUAGAAACAGAUUAUAAAGUUCGCAAGGAAUCCAAUUUCUUCCUGGAGGUAACAGAUCUGAUUAUUUUAGCUGUCUACACUACAGAAUUCCUGAUGAGUGUUUACCUGGACCCUGUUAAGUAUUGGCAGGAUGGUUAUAAACGAUUUGAUUUCAUUGUCCUUCUAAUUGCUUACCUCCCACAUACCAUUGAUAGAAACAACCCCGAAACGCACCAGACUGCAACCUUGCUGAAAGGCUUCCAGGCACUACGGGUUCUCAAACUUAUCUACUACAGCCCAGGAAUGAGGAUUCUGAUGGCAGCCCUGAGGCAGACUGUGAAAAAUGUGAUCUAUGUCCUUGUUUUGUUGUUCCUCUUAAUGUUAAUCUUUGCAAUAUUGGGUCAUGGUUUGUAUGGAGACCCCACAUAUGGAGACUAUAAGAACUGGGGAACCUUAGCAGCUGCCUUUUUCACACUCUUCAGUUUAGUAACGGUUGAUGGCUGGACAGACUUGCAAGAUGAAUUGGAUGACUUACAUUUUGUUUCAAGCCGAACAUUCACCAUUGUGUUCAUUCUCUUGGGAUUUUUUGUGUUUUUUAAUAUGUUUAUUGCAGUUGUCAUUAUGGAUAUUCAGAGUUCCACUGAGGAAUAUGACCAAAAGCUCAAAGCAGAAAGGCGGGCUAAUCUCAUUGCUAAGAAGCAAAUAAUUUUAAAAAGACAACAGGAAGAAGUGAAUGAGUUGCUCGCCCAGCAAAAAACAACUGAAUAUCAAACUUUUGAUGAAAUGGUGGAAGAGUUCAAAAAAACUUUGCUUCACACAGAUCCUGUGAUCUUAGAAGACUUUUGUUGCAGCCUACCAUUCAUUGAUCUCUAUCUGUUAUCCCUAGAUCGCCAGGAUGCCACAAUUUAUAAGCUGCAAGAACUCUAUUAUGAAAUUGUUGCUACUUUGACCACUCUGUUACGGGAAGCAGAAUUAAAGUCUCUGAAAUCUUUUCAGUUUGCCAAGAUAAAUUCUAAAUCUUCUUCCUCCAUUAAUCCAAAUAAAUAAAUAAAUAAAUAAAUAAAUAAAUAAAUAAAGGUUAUUUUCCCAAAGAAA